Trichophyton rubrum CBS 118892 is the source of this 525-nucleotide messenger RNA. RefSeq lists its product as uncharacterized. The transcript has 3 exons. The coding region runs from base 1 to 525 and encodes 174 amino acids. The record is from RefSeq and is a predicted model, not a curated record. NCBI's taxonomy places the organism in Eukaryota, Fungi, Ascomycota, Eurotiomycetes, Onygenales, Arthrodermataceae. Gene Ontology annotation, biological process: vacuolar protein processing. Gene Ontology annotation, cellular component: intracellular membrane-bounded organelle.
AUGGCACAGAAAGCAGCAAAGACGCUCGCAGCUCGAAAUACAUCGCUGCUGCUGCGGACACACAUUACCACGGCCUCGCUGCAUGCCGUCCUGCUGCUGCUGCACUUUGUCUUUGGCCGGCCGGCGUCGUUGUGGAAGUACCUCCUCCUGACCUCGCCUACGCUGGUGAUCGAGUUCUACUUUGAACGGCUGGGACGGCCGCGCUACGAUGCGGCCAGCGGCUCGCUGAGGUCGCCGGGAGAGGAUUUGGAUGCGCCCGGCCUGACGGAGUACUGCUGGGACGUGCUAUACUGGACCUGGGGCUGCAUGGGGGCCGCCUGCAUCUUCGGAGACUACGGAUGGUGGAUGUGGGUGGUUGUGCCGCUGUAUUCGAUCUGGCUGGCCUACACGACGUUUAUGGGCGUGAAGUCAGGCCUGCCUGGAGCUGCCGGCAUGGACAUGGGUGCAGAUGAGGGUGCCGGACAGGCUGAGAGCAAGAGGCAGAAGAAGCUGGAGAAACGCGGCCAGAGAGUCAAGUACCGGUAA